CUGACAAGGCCAAGGGUGACGGGUGGGGAGAUUAAUUCCAGAGCAGCUGUGCUGUUCCCCAAGUGUCUGGGCCAUCGGUUCAAACACCAGAGAACCUGAGCCUCAGCUGCCACUGGCCCCUGAGCCUUUUCCAAGCAUCUGACUUCAUCCACCUCCAGAGCCAGAUCUUUCUCUGGUGGGUCCUCGGUGAAGACCACGGCCAUGCUGGUGGCAGUGACCGGCACGACCAGCGUGACCACCGUGUGAUUUUCCUCAGGCCUGGGCUCCCCAACCAUUAUGCGCUGCUGCCUCCGACGGCUGCAGCUGCUCUGCACCUGCGUGGCCUUCUUGCUGGGGGCCAGCGUGGGCACUUGGAGCGGGGCCCUAGGUAGCUGGCCCAUGUUCAUCUGGUGCUUCUGCUUUGUCCUGACCUUCAUCAUCCUCAUCAUCGAGUUAUGUGAGCUUGAGGAUCGAUUCUCCUUUUCCUGGGACAACUUUCUCACCACCUACAACUGCUACUCUGCCCUCCUCUGCCUCUCAGCCUCCAUCACCUACCCCAUCACCUACAUCCAGUUCUUGCCUGACAGCCGCUCCCGGGACCAUGCCAUCACCUCCACUGCGUUCUCCUGUAUUGCUUUUGCCGCUUAUGCCAUGGAAGUGGCCUGGAACAGGGCCCAGCCCAACGCAAUCACCAGCUACAUGGCCACCGUGCCAGGGCUGCUCAAGGGACUGGAGACCACCGUGGCCUGUGUCAUCUUCGCUUUCAUCAGCAGCCCCCACCUGUAUGAGCAUCAGCCAGCCCUGGGCUGGUGCGUGGUCGCAUAUGCCAUCUGCUUCCUCCUGGCAGCCGUGGUCCUCAUGCUGAACCUGGGCAAAUGUGAGAACAGGCUGCCCAUCCCCUUCCACAUUUUCCAGCUGGGGCUGACCCUGCUCUCUGUCCUCCUCUAUGCCAGCGCGCUGGUCCUCUGGUCUCUCUACCAGUUUGAUGAGAAGGUGGGUGGCCAGCCCCCACGCUCCAGCAAUGUGAGCUGCAGCCACGAACCCAUCUACUCCAUGUGCGCCUGGGACCAGCGACUGGCUGUGACCAUCCUGACUGCCAUCAACCUGCUGAUUUAUGUGACUGACCUAGUGUUCUUGGCCCUGAAUUUUGUAAAGGACUGAGGUUUGGCCCAGAGACUCCCGAUUGCUCCUCUCAUCUGAAGUUUCUUUACCGAGUUCUGACGUCCUCCAAGGGCCUCUUCCUGGACCCCUCCCUCCCUUCCGGUGGCAUAUGGACCCCCUUGUCUCCCUCUCUUUCCU
Molecule: messenger RNA, 1278 nt
Organism: Sus scrofa (pig)
Lineage: Eukaryota; Metazoa; Chordata; Mammalia; Artiodactyla; Suidae
Source: RefSeq, a predicted model, not a curated record